AAGUAAAAGAAAGACCAAAGAAACAAACCACUUUCCACGGCACUAGUAGUUUCCAAGAGGUGUGUGAUAUAAACAUAUAUAUAAUAUAUAUUAGAAAGUUGUAGAAGCAAAGAAGGUUUUUAACUUUAAGGGUAUAAAUAAAGAGAGAAGAGUGGUGUGAUGAUGAGUAACAAAAUGAGUAGCAAUUAUUCAAGCUUGUCGUCGCCAAAGGCGAAAGGGCCAGCACCAUUUUUGGCGAAGACAUAUGCUUUGUUAGAGGAAGGUGAAGAAGAAGAAAGUGGAGAGGAAGGGUGUAGCAGGAGGAGGAAGAAGAUAGUAUCGUGGAACGACGAAGGAACGGGUUUCGUAGUUUGGUCGCCGGCGGAGUUUUCUGAUCUUACUUUGCCUAGAUAUUUCAAGCACAAUAAUUUUUCCAGCUUCAUUCGCCAACUUAAUACAUAUGGGUUUAAGAAGACAUCAUCAAGAAGAUGGGAAUUCAAGCACGAGAAGUUUCAGAGAGGUUACAAGCAAAUGUUAAUGGAGAUAACACGCAAGAAAAGCGAGCCAAGUGUGUUCCCUGCUUUCUUGAAGGCAUCUUCUUCAAGUGAUGAUCAUCAAGAUCAUCAUCAUCAUCAGAUCAUGAAUGGCGGCAGCAGUGCUGUUGAUGAAGAAAGUACAUAUGUUCAUCGUCAAACGCUGAUGGAGGAGAACCAGAAUUUAAGGAGAGAGAAGGUGGAAUUGCAGACCCAAAUAGCUCAAUUCAAAGAUCUGCAGAUCAAGCUGUUGGAUUGCAUUGCUCAACACACUGGAACUAGUGAUCAUAAAGAAACUAGGCUCUGCUAGUUAGCUAGGUUGAUUUUGUUAUUUUCUUUCGUUUUCCAUCGUAGCCAAAAGGGUUAUUAUGGUUUGUUUGGUGCUUGAGAAAAUGAACGAAAAUGAAAAAAUGAAAAGAAAAAAGAGUUUCAUUGUAGCUUAUAUAUGGUCAUGGAACUUAUGGAUUAACCUUUGCUUUCAUCACUUCA
Messenger RNA from Gossypium raimondii (Peruvian cotton), 1001 nucleotides. RefSeq names its product heat stress transcription factor B-2a. Lineage: Eukaryota; Viridiplantae; Streptophyta; Magnoliopsida; Malvales; Malvaceae. The record is from RefSeq and is a predicted model, not a curated record. Gene Ontology annotation, cellular component: nucleus. Gene Ontology annotation, biological process: regulation of transcription by RNA polymerase II. The transcript has 2 exons. The coding region runs from base 160 to 822 and encodes 220 amino acids. Gene Ontology annotation, molecular function: RNA polymerase II cis-regulatory region sequence-specific DNA binding; DNA-binding transcription factor activity.